GGUGGAAGCGUGAGGAUGAGGAAGGGGCGAGGGAAGGGACAGGGGAAGGGACCGGGACAAAGGAAGGGAACGGGGCUGAGACCGGGACAUGGGAAACAACAGGGAGCAGCCCCAAGGAAGGGCCCGGCUGCUGCCACAGCACGGGGCAGGAAGGAGAAAGCCUUGUCCAACAUGAAACCCAAACACCCCGACGAGCAGGAGAUCCCAUUCCGCCUACGGGAGCUGAUGCGGAGCCGUGAGGCCAUGAAACAGCCCAAGGCCCGGGCAAAGCGGGCAGCAGACAAGCCACAGCGUCCCCAAGGGAUGAAGGCACACGAGGACAUCCCUGUGCCCAAGUUCCGUCAGCGCAGAGGGGAGUCGGAGCGUUCCUACUUGUGUCGCAUGGAGCGGGAGGUGCAGCAUGUGAUGGUCCUCAGCAAGAACCAGGUGCAGAGGGAGCCUGAGAAGGAGGAAACAGCACCACCAAAGUCUCAGAGGAAGAAAGAGUUUCAGAACAAAAAGCUGAACAAACUGCGGAAGAAGAAGGAGGAGAAGAAAGAGGCUUUGCUGGAGAAGAGCCUGUUCCAAGACCCGGUGGCAUUCGGUGAAGUUGUGACAGAGCCGCCCACCAUCACCUCCCGGCCCCGCAGCGGGGGUCCCACCGAGAAGGCCGGUCGGAAGCGGCUCCUGCUGACACCUCACCUGGGCUCAAGCCGGGCAGCCUCCACUGUACCAGUAUCAAUGGCUCGACAACGCAUCGUGCAGGAGGAACGAGUGCGUGUCAUCCAGGCCUACAGGGACAUCCAGAGGUGCAAACAGCAGCAGCGGGAUGCAGAACGGGGAAGGACGCAGCCUAGCAGCAGGGUACCAGGCUGAGUCCACAUCCCACUGAGGGGACACAGCCCCCAGACCCCCGUGUGGAGCAGCAUUAGGGUUACGCUGCCCUUGGGACAGUCAGCUGGGUGCACCGGGGACACAGAACCCAGGGACUCAGUGGGGACUGUUGUCCUGUUCUGACUUUGCUGCCAGUACAGAGACCUGCACCCUUCCCAGCACCUCGGAGUGGGGCAUCCCACAGCCUAUAUGGAGCCACAGAUCUGUUUGUAGUAAAAGUAAUGAUAAAUGCUG
Messenger RNA from Coturnix japonica (Japanese quail), 1107 nucleotides. It is a transcript of the gene CCDC137, whose product is annotated as coiled-coil domain containing 137. NCBI's taxonomy places the organism in Eukaryota, Metazoa, Chordata, Aves, Galliformes, Phasianidae. The record is from RefSeq and is a predicted model, not a curated record. Gene Ontology annotation, cellular component: nucleus.